UAUCCUUAUUACUGAAGACUGAAGUUUCCUUCGACUCACUUGCAUCGGAUGCACUUUGGCUUCUUUCGUUUGUGCUUGCUAAUCUUUAGGAUAUACGUUAAUCGAGACUGUAACCCGCCAAGUUUGAUUGUUUGAGGCGUGCAUAUAUGUUCUUACAUUAUCUGAGAGAACUUCGCAUUUGUAACAUAUCUACAAGCUAGACACAAAAACUACCAAUUCCUUAACUUUUUGAAGGAAUGUCUUUAGAACUAUGGCUUUUAUCUCUAAUAUCCAUCAUAACAACCUUGGUCAUAGUAACAUUCAUACUCCUGAUUGUAAUGUACCUUACUACAGAUCCAUAUCCCAACCUAUCCAGAAGUAGCACAGAAGAAUGUUUUUAUGAUCCGGAUAAAUGUGAAUAUAUUAAGUUAAAAUUUGGUCUUACUGAAAGACCAGAAAAAGAAUUGUCGGUAAUAAUUCCAGCUUACAACGAAGUUGAACGCCUUCCCACAAUGCUGACUGAAGCAUUGAAUUACCUUCAUAAACGAGAAGAUUCAGAUAAAAAGUUCACAUUUGAAAUAAUUAUCGUAAAUGAUGGUAGUAAAGAUCAUACAUUAGAGAUUGCUCACAAAUACUGUAAACGUGAGGGUUCAGAUACACUUCGUGUAAUCUCUUUAGAUCGAAAUCGUGGAAAAGGUGCUGCAGUCAGGAUGGGAAUGCUUUCUGCACGUGGCCGGAUACUUCUAUUCGUAGAUGCAGAUGGUGCGACUCAGUUUUCCGAUAUUGAAAAAUUGGAGGAAGCUUUAGCAUCAUCUGUAGCUAAUAGAUGGAACGGUGGUAUGGCGGUGAUAUGUGGUUCUAGAGCACAUUUAGAAGAACAAGCACUCGCUAAACGUCAUCCAUUAAGAAAUCUACUGAUGUAUGGAUUUAAAUUAUUUGUUUGGCUUGUAUGUGUUCGUGGAGUUCGUGAUACACAAUGUGGAUUUAAAUUGUUUAGUCGACCUGCUGCUCGUUUAUUAUUUCAUAAUUUACAUGUUGACCGUUGGGCUUUUGAUGUGGACUUAUUAUAUUUAGCUCGACAUUUCGAUAUGAAUAUUGUUGAAAUACCUGUGCAUUGGCAGGAAAUUCCAGGCUCGAAACUGGUCCCAAUUUUCUCAUGGAUUCAAAUGGCCAAAGAUUUACUCAUGAUACGUUUGCGUUAUUCACUAGGAGCAUGGAAAAUUGAUCCGGUUUAUACUUGAUCACCCAAAAAUCUAGUCACUUUUUUUCUCACCACAUGUGUGCAGUUCAAUGUUAUUACACAUUCCAUUGUCUCGUUUUUGUUUUUAUAUCUCCUUUUUAAGCUUUAUUCUAAUUAAUUCAUUCUUAUUGUUAGAGCAUUUCUUACAGUAACUUGGCAAACUUUCACGUCAAUUAUUUUCAAUGUUUGUUAUGCAAUAAACUAUUCAUAUUAAAAUAAAAGCUAAAUUUGUAAAGUAUCGAA
Messenger RNA from Schistosoma rodhaini, 1462 nucleotides. Lineage: Eukaryota; Metazoa; Platyhelminthes; Trematoda; Strigeidida; Schistosomatidae. The record is from the annotation of a GenBank genome assembly.